Molecule: messenger RNA, 2394 nt
Organism: Verticillium nonalfalfae
Lineage: Eukaryota; Fungi; Ascomycota; Sordariomycetes; Glomerellales; Plectosphaerellaceae
Exons: 1
Coding region: 1-2394 (797 amino acids)
Source: RefSeq, a predicted model, not a curated record
AUGCGCUCCAGCUUUGUCCUCGCGGCCUUGGUGGGCCUGGCGGCUGCCUCUCCGGCACCGGCGCCUCACUGCCUCGUCACCGGCGACUGUGGCAACGAGCUCGAGUCGAGGCAGAUCAGCGUCGUUAUCAACAACAUCAUUGACACCAUCAACUGCAGGAUCUUUAAGAUCUGCAAGCCCACCACGACCACCACGACUUCGAGGCCUGCUGCUGCCACGACCACGUCCACCAGACCCGUGGUCCCUGCCGUCACCACGACCACAUCCCCUAUCGGUGUCCGCACCACCACUUCUACUUCGGUCCCUGCGACCGUCGUCACCACCACGGCCGCUGCCACCGCCACCAGCACCGCCACCACCACCUCGACCGGCACCGCUGGCACUGCUCUGCCCAGCGCCUCUAGCUGUGACAGCACCGUUCUCAUUCUGGCCCGUGACGAUACCGGCAUCGCCGCCGGCAGCGCCGGCCUCAAGGGCUAUGGUAUCCCCUUCCAGGGCCUGGCCAUUCCCCAGGCCGGUGCUCCUCUGCCCGAGCUGUUCUCCGGCUCCAAGGGCAACUUUGGUGCCAUCAUCAUUGUCGAUGCCAUUGCGUACGAGUACACGGACGGAUGGCGCUCUGCUGUGACCACCGAGCAGUGGGAUGCUAUCCACAAGUACCAGCUCGCCUUUGGCGUCCGUAUGGUCCGCAUCAACGAGUACCCCGGUCCCCUCUUCGGCGCCGCAGCCGGCGAGGGCUGCUGUGGCGCCGGCGUCGAGCAGCUCAUCAGCUUCACGGACGUCUCCGAUUUCCCCACUGCCAACCUCAAGGUCAACGCCGGCGUCAGCAGCCAGGGUUUGUACCAUUACCCCGCCACCAUCACCGACAGUAAGACCACCAAGCAGGUUGCCAAGUUUGCUGGCGGUCCUGGCGUCGUUGAGGGCGCUGCUGCCGUCAUCAACAACUUUGAUGGCCGUGAGCAAUUCGUCUGGUUCACCAGCUGGGCUCCCGAGUGGUCUGCGACGUCCAACUACCUUCAGCACUCUCACAUUCACUGGAUGACGCGUGGCCUGUUCCUCGGCAAGCGCAAGGUUCAUCUCUCUGCGCAGGUCGAUGACUUGCAGCUCGAGACCGAUCUCUACUACCCUGCCGGUACUGUCUUCAAGAUCCGCACAGGAGACCUGGAUGCCCACAUCACCUGGCAGCGUGAUAUCAACAGCCGUCUGGCUGCCGGUUCUGAGUUCUGGCUCGAGCUUGCGCACAACGGCAACGGCGAUAUCAUCUCGGCCACUGCGGAUAACAGGCCCCAGGACGGCGUUUGCAACCCCAACUACGCCGUUGACUACCCCGAGCAGAUUGACACUCCUCUGGAAUUCCAGAAGCCCUUGGGCACUGGUCAGGAUAUCUGGGGCACCGAAUUCACCAAGUACGGAUGGUCCAAGACCUGCGCUCAGCGUGACGAGUUUGCCAGCUGGUUCCUCGACACGUCUAAGCUCAACGCCUUCGCCCACCUGUCCCAUACCUUCACCCACAUGGGCCUCAACAACGCUACCUAUAAGGAUACUGAGCGCGAGAUUCAGUUCAACCAGGCUUGGAUGACACAGAUGGGCAUCGACAAGGCGACCAAGUUCUCGCCCAACGGCCUGGUUCCUCCCGCGAUUACGGGUAUGCACAACGGUGAUGCCAUUCGCGCCUGGAUGACCAACGGUAUCACCAAUGUUGUCGGAGACAACACCCGCCCUCCUCUCCGUGCCAAGAACGAGUACUGGCCUCUCAUUUCCAACGUGGCCGAUAAUGGCUACGAUGGUCUCCUUAUCAUCCCGCGGUACGCGACGACCAUCUACUUUAACUGUGAUACGGCUGAGUGCACGACCCGCGAGUGGAUUGAGACGUCGGCUGGCAAGGGCGACUUUAACAGCCUGCUCGAUAACGCACGCGCUGAGAACACCCGUCACCUUCUCGGCCUGCACGCCGACCCUUACAUGUUCCACCAGGCCAAUAUGCGCCAGGUUGACAUGCCGUCCAUCACGGUCGGCUCGCAGACGGGCAAACUGUCGCUGAUUAUGUCCUGGGUCGAGACGAUCACACAGGAGAUGGGCCGUCUGACCAACUGGCCCAUCACGUCGCUGAAGCACGACGACAUCGGCAAGAGCUUCUCCGACAGGAUGGCCCUCGAUCAGUGCGAGCCGAAGCUCUCGUACAGCUACAGCAACGGCACGACCAUCUCGUCCGUCACCGUCUCGGCCAAGGGCAACUCGUGCAGCGUGCCCGUGCCCGUCACCAUCCCUGCUGGCACCGUCACGAGCUCCGGCGCCGUCAAGGCCGACAAGGUCGGCAGCGAGCCGCCCAUCCAGUGGGUCACUCUCAACGGAUCGCCCGUCACCCUGAACCUGGGCCAGACUGUUGGCGGUGCUUAA